This is a messenger RNA of Lolium rigidum, 686 nucleotides long. RefSeq lists its product as uncharacterized. The record is from RefSeq and is a predicted model, not a curated record. Lineage: Eukaryota; Viridiplantae; Streptophyta; Magnoliopsida; Poales; Poaceae. The transcript is spliced from 2 exons. The coding region runs from base 56 to 499 and encodes 147 amino acids.
UCAAGAAACAAGUGAGAGAUAAGCUCCCAACACAGAUCGAUCCACCCAAGCAUCCAUGGACCUCGACAAUGGCAUGGAGAUGGAGAUGGAGAAGCCUUCUCCUCUUCACCGGAGCCUCUCCACCGUCACCUACGGCUGCGGCAGGUGCGGCUACGACCUGAAGCUGAGCUCGCUGGCGCGGGACACGGCGGGCAUGGUCGGCGCCGGCGCGAGUACGGGGUGCGGGCGGGGCGGCGGGGCAGCUAUGGUGGUGUUCGACGCCAUCGACGACGCGCGGUUCGGGCACCUGGACGAGUUCCGGUGCCUCGACGUGCGCGCGCGGCGCCUCUUCGCGCGCCGGACGCGGCUGCUCUGCCGCAAGUGCGGCUCCCACGUCGGCUUCGGCUACGACGACAACACCGCCGCCACCAGGCCGCCGCGGUACCACAUCAAGAUCCGGGCCCUGCACCCCGCCUCCCAGGACGACGAGGCCGCCGACGCGACGCCGGUGCAUGCGUGACGAUCUGAUGCCGAAUUCUUGUGCAGCUAUAGCUUCUGUCUUUUCUCUCUUCCAUUUUCAUUUUUUUUUCUUGAUGCGUUCGCGAGUCGCUGCCGCUGCUGUCGUUUUCGCUCCUCAAAGUCGCUCGCUUGAAUCUCAAGAAAAUGCACAGACUGAUUGAUUGCAAAUUUGGAAUCUUUUUUUUUUC